GGGACAAGGCAGGACAGGAUGCCCCCUGCAGGGCAGUGACAGACUGAUGGACACGGAGGUGCAGGGACACACGGCUCUCGGUGUUGGGGACGUAGUCGAGAAAACACACAGCGUUCUGAGCGGGAUUUAAUCCAUAGCUACAGGAGACACAGUGGUACAGUAAAGACUUACCACCUGGACCUGAAGACUUUUGAUCAGCUCGUUGAGAAAGGUUCAGUCUGGAGCACCGCUGUGAGGCUCUGAUAAAGGAGUGAAGAUGGACAGGCCUGGAGGAGGAGGAGGAGGAGGAGGAGGAGACAGUGAAGGGAUGGAGAACGAGAGAAACAAGAAAAGCAAAGAGCAACAUAACAAGGCUGAGAAGGGUGAGAAGGGUGAAAAGGAACAUGAAGGAGGAAAGAAGGAGAAGAGUAAGAGAGAGAGUCGGCGGUCAGGGGGCUGGGCGCUGAGCGAGCGUCUGGCCAUCAACGUCUCAGGGAUGAGGUACGAGACUCAGCUGCGCACGUUGGCGCAGUUUCCCGACUCGUUGCUCGGCGACCCGCAGCGUCGACUGCGCUAUUUCGACCCGCUCCGCAACGAGCUCUUCCUGGACCGCAACCGCUUCUGUUUUGACGCCAUCCUGUACUUCUACCAGUCCGGAGGACGCCUGCGCCGACCGGCCAACGUGCCUCUGGACAUCUUUAUGGACGAGCUGCGCUUCUAUGAGCUCGGAGAAGAGGUCAUGACCCGCUUCAAGGAAGAUGAGGGCUUCCCCAAAGAGGAGCCCAGGCCGCUGCCGAGCAACGAGAUCCAGAGAAAGCUGUGGAUGCUGUUCGAGCACCCAGAAUCGUCAGGAGGCGCUCGCAUCAUCGCCAUCAUCAGCGUCAUGGUCAUCGUGGUGUCCAUCGUCAUCUUCUGUCUCGAGACGCUGCCUGACUUUAGGCUUGAGAAAGAAAUGAGAGAGCAAAUGUUGUUCAACACACACCACCCAGGAAUGAACAGCACAGUGGGGAUGGGUCACUUCUCUCCGUUCCAGGAUCCCUUUUUCAUCAUGGAGACGAUGUGCAUCUUCUGGUUCUCCUUUGAGCUGCUGAUGCGCUUUGCCUGCUCGCCAAGCAAAACGCACUUCUUCAAGGACAUGAUGAACAUCAUCGACUUCUUCGCCAUCAUCCCGUAUUUUGUCACGCUGGGCACAGAGCUAGCUCGGUCUAAAGGUGGCACGCCCGCCAUGUCCCUGGCCAUCAUCCGUGUCAUCCGUCUGGUGCGUGUCUUCCGGAUCUUCAAGCUGUCGCGCCACUCUAAAGGCCUGCAGAUCCUGGGCCAGACACUGAAGGCCAGCCUGAGGGAGCUGGCACUGCUCAUCUUCUUCCUCUUCAUUGGCGUGGUGAUCUUCUCCAGUGCCGUCUACUUCGCCGAGGUCGAUGAACCCAAAACAUACUUUACCAGCAUCCCUGAGGCUUUCUGGUGGGCCGUCGUAUCCAUGACGACGGUCGGCUACGGUGACAUGUACCCCACGACGGUGGGGGGCAAGUUGGUGGGUUCCAUGUGCGCCAUUGCCGGCGUCCUGACCAUCUCGCUUCCUGUUCCUGUCAUCGUGUCCAACUUCAGCUACUUCUACCACCGUGAGAUGGAGUGUGAGGACAAUCACGAGUACACACACGUCAACACGUCAGUGUGGGAGAAAGAGAAGGAGGACAGCGAGGAUGAGGAUGGGGACAGAGAUGAGGAGCCUGACUACGCACCCCUGGAAGGAGGUGUGAGCUGCAGAGGGAUUUGUGCUCCACUGAACGGGACUCUACUCGCUGGACUGUGUGCUGGGGAACAGAGAACGGGCAACGUGUACCGAGGAGAACCGCUUGUCACCCAGGUGUGACCGAACAGACAGAGAGAGAGAGAGAGAGAGAGAGAGAGAGCGCAGACUUUCCAUCCAGUUGUUGAAAUUCUAAUUCUAACCACAUCCUUCACACUCUAAAGCAUCAAAAUUUCAACCUCUGUAUCGAUGAGAUCUUUUUCACUUCUAUGCAAAUUAGGUUUUUGACACAAAAAUCACAAAAUCUUAUGUCUUAAACGUGUCUUAAGCGCUUCCUCAGUACAAUCCUGUGGAAUAUCGGUUACACUCACUUUACUUCAGACACAUAAUUAUCCCCGUUUCCUGUUUGACACAAAACAAGUCUUAGAACUGUGGUUUCUUACCUUAACCUGUAUUUAAACCUGUAUUUAAACCUGUAUAGACAAAUAAACAAGAAGAACAAAACACUUGGAAGUGUGACACGCAGCUAGUUAGCAUGCUAACGUAAGCCAAAAAAGAAGCUAGCACGAAGCUUAGCCAAGUCGACUGACAUCAGUACUGUUUUAAUCAAACAUUUCCUGUAGCCUGUAUAUUUUGUCUAAAUGCUCAGCAGGCCACGCCCACAAGCUAUAAACUAUCAGUGACAUAAAUGGGAGAAGAAUAGUUAGACCAGAACAUCAUCAUGAGCAUCCAUGAGCCUGUAUAACACUAGAUCCUGGCUCACUCGAAACUAGACAAAUCCAAUUAACUAGCAUCCAUUUCUUACCGCCCAUGACUGCUGAUACAGGAAUCUUCUUCUGUAUCGACUGUAAAAGUCUUGGCGCCCCCUUCCCCGUAGGCCUGGAGGAACCUAUGACACAUAAUGGUGUCUGAUUUGAGUGAUUUGUCCCAUGGCUGAGAUUUUCCACGUGUUAGUUAAUUAAAUUCUCACAGAGACGUGAAAAACGAUGAACACAGCAUUAACACGUGGCCGAGGUGUACAGAGUAAUAAAAAAACAGAUUUAUAAACGGCGCCGGUGAGACGAUGAGAUCGGUGAAUAAACACUGAUCCAGUGAUCCACAGCUCUAAGCUUCGAUUACUUAUUAUUUACAAAAUUAUUCAGAAUAUCGAGACCUAAACGAAUUAUGUAAAUUUUAUUAUUAGAUUUAAUUCAUUACAGUAACAGCUGAACUCACUUUAAUAACAUUACCUGCAUUGAACAGUAUUCGAUGGAAUCUUAACAAUUCUUAGCUAAACAUACGUUUGUGAAACAUGUGGCUAGAAACUGAGAGAAAGAGAGAGAGAAAGAGAGAGAGAGAGAGAGAGAGAGAGAGACUUCUUGAAAAGAGAGAAGAUGAAAAAUGUCUACAGAGAGACGAACUGAACCGAAACAGGAACAAGACAAGGUCACAUGACUCAUCAGCACAAAGCCUGUUUAAAGGAAGUUUGGGUGAAAAUGAAACCCACCAUUUAAAUAAAUAAAUAAAUACAUACACAUAUCUCUAUCAAACUAAAUCAAACAACUUUCCAUCACAUCACAGCUCUGUUGAAUUCUCGUUUCUUAUUGAUCUAGAAGGUGUAGAGUUGAUCGUUUUUCCAUAACAGUUUUAUGUAUAUUAACACGCUCGUUCUGCUACGUUAUCGUUUCGAUAGAAUCGCAAAUACUACAAGGAGAUGUUCAGUUAACAUGUAUGGAAGGAGUCUCCAGUGUCAGAGCUUUGUAAAGCUGCACUUUUUAGUACUUUAGUACAGACGAGUAACUAUAAAAAAGAUUAAAAAAAAAAGGCAUCUGGUUCUUUAAUGAAGAAAAGUAUUGUAAAUGUUGGAACAUUGCUGUGGUGCGAGAGGAAAAAAACUGAUCGACUACAAUUAUUUAUUUAUUUAUUUUCUUCAAACCUUUCCUUUAAACUCUGGCCUUCCUAUUACACACACACAGACACACACACACACACACACAAAACGAUCACAGCACAACCAAGACCAGUAUCUUCAUCCACUUCGAAACUAUUUAUCUAUAUUUGUGUAACUAUUUUUUUUUUCUAUUUCUAUUUCUUAUAACUUGUCUUAAUGCUUGGAUCUGUGUAGAAAUAGCACUUAAAUAAUUGUUGUGACAAAUAUUUCUGCUUGGACUUAACAGGAAAAAAGCUGAAGUGCUAAAGAGUGAACUAAAAUAGUCAAAGAAAUGGUUUUAAAGAGUCUUAAAGCAAACACAAGAUGGCACAUAAAAUAGAAUAUAUCAAGCAAAACUAAGCUAGUGUAUGACUUCUACUGUAUGAAUGAGGUGUGUGUGUAUGUGUGUGUGUG
This is a messenger RNA of Tachysurus vachellii, 4049 nucleotides long. Its product is annotated as potassium voltage-gated channel subfamily A member 2-like. Gene Ontology annotation, cellular component: membrane; voltage-gated potassium channel complex. Gene Ontology annotation, biological process: potassium ion transmembrane transport; protein homooligomerization. Bases 257 to 1849 code for a protein of 530 amino acids. The transcript is spliced from 3 exons. Gene Ontology annotation, molecular function: protein binding; delayed rectifier potassium channel activity. Lineage: Eukaryota; Metazoa; Chordata; Actinopteri; Siluriformes; Bagridae. The record is from RefSeq and is a predicted model, not a curated record.